AUGAGUUCUGCAUCAAAACGACAAAGAGCAAAUGAUGAUAGGAUUAGUGGGUUGCCAGAGCCAAUUUUGUGUCAUAUUUUGUCAUCUCUUGAUACCGUUGAUGCAGUUAAAAGCAGCAUUUUAUCCAGGAUAUGGAGACACAACUGGACCUCAGUAGCUGAUCUCAAAAUUCAUGAUUCGUUGUGUCCUAACAGAAGGUCUAAAAGAGCUAAACUAGCACAUAUGAAAUCCUUUGUGGAUCUUUUAAAUAGGGUUCUGAUGCUCCAUAAACACCCCUACAUCGAGAGGUUGAGUCUUACACUGAAUAAUGCAUAUUCUACUUCUGAUAUAAACUCAUGGAUAUUGGUUGCAGUAACACAUAAUGUUGAGGAGCUUGCUCUUUCCAUCCGAAAUGAAUGUACUCUUCAGCUUCCUAAAAUUCUUUUUACUUGUGAAUCUUUAAAGGUUCUGAAGCUUGAUUCUAGAAUUGAAUCCUUAAAGUUUCUGAAGCUUAAUUCUAGAAUUAAGGUCAAGAUUCCAAAAUUUGUAUGUCUCCGAGUCUCAAGGUCCUACAUCUUGAAUCUCUCCAUUAUUCUAGUGUGA
Ricinus communis (castor bean) is the source of this 582-nucleotide messenger RNA. Its product is annotated as F-box/FBD/LRR-repeat protein At5g56420. The transcript has a single exon. Lineage: Eukaryota; Viridiplantae; Streptophyta; Magnoliopsida; Malpighiales; Euphorbiaceae. The record is from RefSeq and is a predicted model, not a curated record. Bases 1 to 582 code for a protein of 193 amino acids. Gene Ontology annotation, molecular function: protein binding.